AUGGAGAUCGAGAGCAACCUUCGGGUGACAUUUUCCAGAAGAAAGACCCGAUUGUUCAAAAAAUCUAAUGAACUUACUACACUUUGUGGAGCCGAGAUGAUGUUCAUUAUAUUUUCUCCAAGGAGGAAGGAGACCCAACAACUAAUGGAGGCUCACAAGAUAUCCAACAUAAGUGAAUUAAAUGCUCGGGUUUUGGAGGUCCAUGAAUUACUAGAAGUCGAGAAGCGGCGCGGAAAGUCGAUUGUUCAAGCCUUGCAAGCUGGGAAGGAACAUAGGUGGUGGGAAAGAUCAAUUGAAGAGAUGACUUGUGAACAACUUAAACAUCUCAAAGGAUCCUUGGAAAAUGUGAAGACCCUUGUCGCUCAAAAUAUGUUUUCCAACCCAAUUGAGUUGGUUUGGCAUUGA
Messenger RNA from Impatiens glandulifera, 405 nucleotides. Its product is annotated as agamous-like MADS-box protein AGL62. The transcript has 2 exons. The record is from RefSeq and is a predicted model, not a curated record. NCBI's taxonomy places the organism in Eukaryota, Viridiplantae, Streptophyta, Magnoliopsida, Ericales, Balsaminaceae. Gene Ontology annotation, molecular function: RNA polymerase II cis-regulatory region sequence-specific DNA binding; DNA-binding transcription factor activity, RNA polymerase II-specific; protein dimerization activity. The coding region runs from base 1 to 405 and encodes 134 amino acids. Gene Ontology annotation, biological process: regulation of transcription by RNA polymerase II.